AUGGAUCUAGAGGAGACUGUCAGGCGUUCGCUGUACACGAGUUAUGGAGCGAAUAAGUGUAUCUUGCUACCUAAGGACGAAUACAUUAAGACUGUUGGCGAGUUGCUGGAAGCCACCCAGGCACCCAAGAAAUCACCGCGUCAGUUUUACUUGAUUACGAAAUAUGAACUACUGCAGUGUGGGGACGUUCAAAAGCUCAUCAGAAAGAAGCCAAACCAGGAACAUCCACUGUACUUCGCUACCAUCGAGGAGACCUUUGACAUUAUCAAGCGCGCCCAUAUCGCUACUGGUCAUGGAGGACGAGACAAGAUGAUCAAGGAGAUCAACAAGAUGUACGCCAACAUCACCCAGGAUGCUAUUACCUUGUUCAAGUCCAUGUGCAUCGAGUGCCAGAGAAAACGGAAAUGGACAACUACCAAGGGAAUUGUCGUCAAACCAAUCCUAUCAAAGGACUUCAGUUCCAGAGCGCAAGUUGACCUCAUCGACAUGCAGUCUAUGUGCCAUGGUCAACACAAAUGGAUCAUGGUGUACCAAGACCAUCUUAUCAAGUUCUGCAUCCUGCGUCCUCUCACUUCUAAGCGUGCAUCGGAAGUAGCUUAUCAGUUCCUGGACACACUGCAGGGAGCCCCUUCAAUACUACAAAGUGACAACGGGUCCGAAUUCACAGCGCAAGUUAUCACUGAGUUGAAGCAGAUGUGGCCUGACCUCGUCAUCGUUCACGGGAAGCCGAGACACCCCCAGAGUCAGGGUUCAGUGGAAAGAGCCAACUGCGACAUAAAAUACAUGUUGACUGCAUGGAUGAGUGACAGUGACACACGGGACUGGACUGAUGGACUCAAGUUUGUGCAAUUUCAAAAGAACUCGAGCCAUCACACUGGAAUCAAGCGUUCUCCCUUUGCUGCUCUGUUUGGUGCCGAUGCGAAGGUAGGAUUGACAUCAUCCAGCCUCCCCCAAGAUGUCAUUGCAAGGUUGCAAACUGAAGACGACCUCCUGUCUGCAGUAUCUCAUCCAAACCCAGUCGAGCAAUCCAGCGAGGAAGCAGAACCUGUACCAGUCUCACCCAUCUCUAUAAGGACAUUUCCCUGCGUCAAGCUGUGCAACUGGAGUCAAGAUGCGGUGGACAAGGUUUCACAAGAUGUAACUGUGCUGGAAGUUAGAGGUGUCAGACAAAUCGAUGAAGAAGCCAGAUUGGUGUGCAAUUCCCGCUGCCAUUCCAGCCUGCCAUGCAUAAACAAGAACUGUUGUUGA
Messenger RNA from Gigantopelta aegis, 1248 nucleotides. RefSeq names its product KRAB-A domain-containing protein 2-like. The transcript is spliced from 2 exons. The coding region runs from base 1 to 1248 and encodes 415 amino acids. The record is from RefSeq and is a predicted model, not a curated record. Gene Ontology annotation, biological process: DNA integration. NCBI's taxonomy places the organism in Eukaryota, Metazoa, Mollusca, Gastropoda, Neomphalida, Peltospiridae. Gene Ontology annotation, molecular function: nucleic acid binding.